Molecule: messenger RNA, 1607 nt
Organism: Nelumbo nucifera (sacred lotus)
Lineage: Eukaryota; Viridiplantae; Streptophyta; Magnoliopsida; Proteales; Nelumbonaceae
Product: GDSL esterase/lipase At4g10955-like
Biological process (GO): lipid metabolic process
Source: RefSeq, a predicted model, not a curated record
UCGGCUGCCAACCAAACACCACGUGGAAGAACUAAAAUAGAAACCAACCACAACCACCGGCAAAUAACUUGCUCAUUUGGUAGAGCAACCGGAAAAUUACUCUGUAAUUAACGGCCGGGAAAUAGCUUUACCGGGGGUGGUCAGUGGUUAGUGGUGACGGUGGGUUUUGAAUGCUCAGAUGAAGCGGAGGCAAUCGGCGUUGACGGGAGAAGGUGAACAGACACGAAGACAUUCAUCCCAUUAUACCAACCACUAAUAGCUCCAUCAAGGGUGCAGUUCUCGUAAUAUGUCUCGUUCACUUCAAUCACAGUGUGGUGGUUCUUCUGGUACCUAAAAUCCUUGAUGGUAUACCUUCAUGCAGCGAUUCUCUGCGCAACCCCUAUUGCAUAUUUGUAUUCCUCCUCCAUCAUCCAUGACCGUUGCAAGGACUCUGUCCCCUCUUGCUGACGCUGCUGACACGACAGAAGUAAUGCAUUCUCUUCUCGUUUCUUGGGUAUAUAGUGGAACAUAAGGGGCAAUGGGCCUAAUUGCAUCCGAGAGGCAAAUAUUCAGUCUUUCGGGACCUUUCUUCCUCACAGAUGUUGACUGGAAUAAUGCACAUCAUCGAAGAUCUGUUGCUGCCAGUUUGGUUCAGGGUGUCUAUGUGCUAGAGCAGGACCGGCAGCAGAACCGCCAAGGGCCUGAAGCUCUUGCCCCACCUUGGUGGGAAUUUUUCCAUUUCCAGUUGAUUCAUCCACUUGUGGACAAUGUAGAUUUCUCUAUCUUUGGCGCUAUAUAUGAAUUCAAACCCCAGUUCUGCUACUAUGGCCACUCAACACAGGGUUCUCCAAGAUAUGUUGUUGCUUUCCGUGGCACCAUUACCAAGCCUGAAUCCUUCCUACGAGAUCUCAGUUUGGACCUCCAUUUCAUCCAGAAUGAACUCCACUGUACCUCUCGAUUCGAGAGUGCAAUGGAAGCUGUCCAAGACACAGUUACUGCCGCUGGAGAUUUGAAUGUAUGGAUAGCAGGUCAUUCUUUGGGAUCUGCUGUGGCGAUGUUGGCUGGAAAGAACAUGGCCAAGAUGGGCACUUUUCUUGAAUCAUUUCUAUUCAAUCCACCAUUCUUCUCUGCUCCAAUUGAAAGGAUAAAAGAUGAAAAAGUGAAGCAUGGGGUCCGCAUCGCAAGCAGCUUGAUCACUGCAGGACUUGCUGUGGCUGUGAAGGGUUACAACCAAAAUUCUCCAUCAGAAGAUCCAUUUCUUGCCUUGUCUGCAUGGGUCCCAUGUCUGUUUGUGAAUCCUGCAGAUGACAUCUGUUCCGAGUAUGCUGGGUACUUUGAGCACAGGAAAAAGAUGGAGGAGAUUGGAGCUGGAGGCAUUGAGAAACUGGCUACUCAGAACUCUAUUGGGGGCCUAUUCAUGCAUGUAAUUGGGAAGGAAGCAGAGCCACUGCACCUUCUUCCAUCAGCCAACCUGACAAUCAACCGGAGCCCAUCACCAGAUUUUAAACGUGCUCAUGGGAUUCACCAAUGGUGGAGGCCGAAUUUGCAGUUGGAAUGUAAAAUAUACCGUUACAGUUAAACAGAAUCGUCUUCCCUCUAAUAUAUGUUAAAAAGAAACUUUAUUUUAA